Messenger RNA from Mycosarcoma maydis (corn smut), 2889 nucleotides. RefSeq lists its product as uncharacterized. NCBI's taxonomy places the organism in Eukaryota, Fungi, Basidiomycota, Ustilaginomycetes, Ustilaginales. The transcript has a single exon. The coding region runs from base 1 to 2889 and encodes 962 amino acids. The record is from RefSeq and is a predicted model, not a curated record.
AUGUCGAGUCAUUCUUCAGUCAAUACGGGAAACGAGGGUGGUGACAGGGACAAUUUGAACCUGCCGUCCUUCAGAGACCUGGUGUCUUUUCGCGAGACGGUCGAGCAGACAAAUGCUGCUGACGUAGAAUCAACCGUUCGACAUCGUCAAGAUAUUAUCGGAGUUGCUGCAUCGCCUCAACGCCACCAGAAAGACUCGUUUGAAAACAUCGGCCUUGAGCGUAACCCACAUCAGAUUAAUGAUCGUCAAACAUCGCACCUCAUUCCACGCCUUGACCAUCCAGUCACGCACACCGAGAAAGGGCAAACAGAACGUGGCCUUGCUCGCACGAAUCGCAACUACCAGGCUGACCUGUCACCUUCGUAUUCGAUCAGAGAAGCUCCGCUCAGGGACUCAAAGCUCGACACAAGAAGCAGCAUCUUUCGAGACGAACCAGCUCACAAGGCUUAUCACAAUGAUAGAGCCGUGGCGUAUGCGUCCUCUCAACUUGAUGCUUCCAGGAGGGAAGGCGCUCUGACAUCGCAGAGUAUUGUACGGCCGUCAAAGGGAUAUCGUGCUAUCGCUCCUCAUCCUUCCGAUUACGUGCCGGUUAGGAAGGAUUUUUCCAGUACAUCCAAUAUCGUACACAACGUCAACGACGAGCGUCGAUCGGUUCCUCCACCGGGAGUUGCGACACUAGACUUGCGGGUCGACAUGCGAUCACCGAAUCGCGCUCAGGAUGAACGCCGUCAACAUGCCCAAAUUAAUCGACAAUUUGAUACACAGCGACUCAUUGAGCACACUUGGUCCCGUGGGCAUGCAGCUGAAAAAUCGUACUAUCAGACCCCAACGUUAGUCAGAGAACAAGAAAGCUCAUUCCAGAAGUCGAUAGCUUCUUACAGGCAACUCUUGCACGAGGGACGAGGAUCUCAUCAGGCUUCGUCUCAACGCAUAGAUGCAUCGCCAAGACUCCCGAUCCCUCACAAUCAAGGAAGGGUGUUUGAUUACUCGUGCGCACGACUGCCAAACAAAACUCGUCUACCUUCUCCGCGAACGAGCAUGCACCCACCCCCGCCGACCUAUCGUACUGUGCAAUCGUCGACAAGAUCCAUGCAUGCAAUCCCAAAAGCGCAAGAGCAAGACGGUGGUCAACAACGGGUCUUGUCACUUGCACCAUCGGCGUAUGCGGAGGAGCAUAGAAUGUACUCUGCUUUACAUUCGCUUUACGGAAGCGAUGUGAGAGAUCGACCAUCAGCUCUGAACGACCGAGAAAAGGAAGCGAGACUCAGGUCACAGGGUCAUGACACAGAGAAUUUCCACCGAGCCAUGGAUCAAGCUCUGGAUCGGACGGCCUCGCGUGGUAUGGCAGGUGGACAUGACUCACCUCGCCUACGACAUCAAAGUUCCUUCCACAUGGGGCCCUCACGUCGAGACCAUGAACAUCGGCCCUCGUUGGGUCGUCACGAAAAAUACGUUUCCAGGCCGGUAUCCGCGACAGUCGAGAGGGAGCGCAUUUCAAAACAGCCUUUGUCUUCAUCCGAUUCAUCAAUUUCUCAACCCACAUGGUCCGCCCAGGAGCUGCCUUUGCGUCCGCUUGAUCGUCAUUCUGAAACCAAAAAUGCUCCAAUUCAGCCGUCUAGAAUGAUUCAGUGUAAGAGCGAUGACCAAAUGUUUUAUCAGCGUCGAGCACAAGCGGAGCUUCCUGUGGCACAACAGCAGCACAGAGAGAGAACCUCACAGCAUGUAAACAGGGGCAAGGAGUACGAUCAGCACCGUCUUGCUUCUCAAGAGAGCACCAGAGUGGAGCAUCAGCAACUUGCUUUAGCGCUUCCGCAACAACGCAGUAUGAAGUCUGCUCCCUCGGUCUCGUAUCGAGUGCCAGCUUCGCAGGCAGGAUCGGUGAUCGCUUCCCCUGGAUGGAGUACAGGCGCCAGCGGGAGCGGCAGAUACCAGGGUAAAGAGGAUGGUCUCGAACAAAAAAGGCAAUUAGUCGGGCCCCGCGAGCGUUCGCAGAAUGAGGUGUGGCACCGUCGACAAGACGCAUUGAUUAGUGGGAGCGGUAACUCUGCUCAUCAGCAAAGACAACAGACGCACGAAGAUCAAGAACGCUUCGUACGGCCUGAGUCGUGCUACACGAUGGCGCAUUGCGCUAAUGCUUCCGGUCUUCAGCGAACAGCUUGGCAAGCCACCGUCGACGGAUCGGGCCGAGCACCUUCUGACCGUCUAGCAUCUGCCCACAGCACCCAUCGGUCUGAUAGCCUAAUUCAACGUUCAACGAGAAGGGAUGACAGUCAGUUGCCCCCUGCGACAGCUCAACCCCGGCACAUGAGAGGGACCAGCGUUGAACCUGCUCGUCCUCGAACUUGUCACCAAUCUGACCCCUUCGACCACGUUUCUAAAUAUCAUUCACAUUACCACAGUGCUCACUGUACUACAGCCCAUGUGGCGUCGAUCGAUCCUUCCCAGCUCAUUCAUCGAAGUCGGGCUCUUCCACCUGUCAUUGCAUCCCAACAUACCGCCAUUCAACAUCCACCCGCCGUUGAGGGACAGCAGCAAAACCAACAGCAGCAUGCUGUGGUCGCGCCAAUGUCUGCCCCACCCCCGCCGAGGCCGAUGAAAAGGCACAGAGCGGACUCGGAUACCUCGCUUGUUGUAAAAGCUUCCCGUUUCACGGUGGUGGACGAAGGACGAGAAGACGAAUUACAUGCACCCCGCUCUUCUCGUAUCGUUCUACCGUCUCCUCCACAUCACACCGGAUCGGAGUCACAAUCUGCAGAGUCACGACAGCAUCCUCGGACCGAUCCUUCCGUUGUCAUCAGCAGCGUUGUACAAAGAGUCUACCACAGCUCAGAAAAGGGUAAAAGCAUCAUUGGUUCUGCACCAAUCACUCCUCCUCUGUCCUCCACCUGA